Molecule: messenger RNA, 5246 nt
Organism: Frankliniella occidentalis (western flower thrips)
Lineage: Eukaryota; Metazoa; Arthropoda; Insecta; Thysanoptera; Thripidae
Gene: Tbc1d8-9
Product: TBC1 domain family member 9
Exons: 22
Coding region: 438-3869 (1143 amino acids)
Molecular function (GO): calcium ion binding
Source: RefSeq, a predicted model, not a curated record
AGAGGCUGAGCAGAAAAGUGAGAACGAUGCGUUCUGCCGACAACAAGUGUUAAGUUCUUCGGUUUAGAGUGCCAUCCGUCACCGAGUGAAACAUGCCAUUUUUCACAGCUGUUUUUUUAGACUGAAUGUGUGUGCCUGAGCGCUGAAGAAUUCGGUCGCCGUUGAGCUCGUCGGCCCCGUUGUGUCAGUCAGCUGAUGGACCCUUACACGUCUUUUAGGGACGCUCCCUUCCCAUUUCCAAAACAGUACAACCACAACAGAGAAGGGACGAGUCGUGCAGAGUGUUAUCAACACAACACGAUAGCGCACGAUUCUUUGUGCGUUCGGCUCGCAUUGGCUUGACAGCUAGCCGCAAUGAUAACGCGCCUAUUCGGUGGCAGCAGGCUUUCGUGAGCUCGCAAGCCCAUCAUCGGUCCUAAACAUAACAGAAGGACACAAUGUGGGUGAAGCCUGAAGAGGUGCUGUUGGCCACUACCUUGUGGGUCACAGAAAAUGCAAACAAAUACUUUCUUAAGCAACGCAGAAUGGGGUAUGGACCAUCCACAGGUCUCUCUUCAGUACUUGUUGGGACAUGGGACAGCAUGUUUGACUCUCGGCCACCACCAUAUAGAAUUCUCCACAGAACCCCAUCAUCCGAUGUGUUUCAUGUCAUUGCACAAGCUUUAAGCUCUACUGACAUCAAACAGAAUUGGGAUUGGUUGACUAAAAACUUAGUACCGUCCCUGGCACGAUUUGAAAGUGAUGAGGAUGUUACAGAGUUUGUUUGUUGCAAAAUAUCUUCCCUAGUUGCCAAUGAUGGUCCAAGCACAAAAGACAUUGAUGCUGAGGAUCAAUCAUUCAAAGACACAACCCAUAAAUUUCAGAAGCGUUUUAAUAUGCCUCCUGAGGAGAAACUUGUGAACCAUUAUUCUUGCAGUUACUUCAAGGGUAAACUUCCACGUCAGGGCUGGAUGUACUUAUCAAUAAAUCACUGUUGCUUCUAUUCAUACAUUUUGGGGCGUGAGACAACACUAGUCAUACGAUGGUCUGACAUUAAGGAUAUCCGUAAAACAGCUCAGUUGCUUUUCCCAGACUCUAUUUGUCUUGUGGAGCGUGAUGAGAAAGAGCAUUACUUUUCCAUGUUCCUUCACAAACAAGAAACAUUUACAUUAAUGCAACAGCUCAUCAAUUAUGCUAUGAAGAGGCUCAUUGAUGACAAAAGUGCUUUCUAUGAAGACAAAGAUCUUUUAACAAAAUUAAGCAAAAAUGUGCCAAAGAAGCCAUCCUUCCUCAAAAGAGAUUUAGAUGCAAGGGCGCUGUCAGAAGCUUAUCGUUUAGCAUUUCAUCUGCCAUCUACAGAGAAACUAGAUGGUAGAACUGAUGCUACCAUUUGGACUCCAUAUAACAAAAAGCAUGUUUGGGGAAAAAUGUUUUUCUCUCAAAAUUAUUUGUGCUUUGAAAGCAAAGUAAAAGGGGCCGUUAGUGUGGUAAUCCCACUACGAGAUGUCAACUCUGUGGAAAAACCGGAUGGAUCUAGUAGUAAUAUGGCUAAAGCUGUGUUAUUCACUCUAAAAGGAGAUGUUACUUUUCUCUUUGCCCAACUUCAUGACAGAAACUUUGUUGUCCAAAAAAUUUCAGAACUUCUUGCGAAACUUGAGGCUGCAAGAGUGCAACCUGAUCAGAAAGCAGAUAGAACUAAUAUCCAUGAGUGUGAGCAUGAUAGCAAAAGCUGGACUCCAACUCCCCCAUUGAUGAGUUUGUUCAAAGCUGUUGUAGAAGAUGAUGUUGCUCUAAGGCAAGAUGAAAAAGUUAUUCAAUGGGAAUUACAUUUUGGGGAGUAUGGAAGAGGGAUAUCAAUGUAUAGAACUCCAGAAAUUAGCAAACUAGUGCUGCAAGGAAUACCAGAUACAUUACGCCGUGAAAUUUGGUUGAACUUCUCAGGUGCAAUUAAUGAACAGCAAACGAAUCCAGGCCUAUAUCGAAGUCUUGUGGAUAAAGCAGUUGGAAAACAAUGUGUUGCAAAUGAUGAAAUUGAAAGGGAUUUACAUAGAUCACUCCCUGAACAUAAGGCAUUUCAGUCUGAAGUGGGAAUCAAUGCCUUGCGACGUGUACUCUCUGCCUAUGCAUACAGAAAUCCCCAGAUCGGUUAUUGUCAAGCAAUGAACAUAGUUGGAUCUGUUCUCCUGAUUUAUUGUAAGGAGGAAGAAGCUUUUUGGCUUCUGGCAACAAUUUGUGAAAACCUUCUACCUGAUUACUAUAACAAAAAAGUGGUAGGGGCUCUUAUGGAUCAAGGAGUGCUAGAUGAUUUGACUGGACAGUAUCUACCUCAUCUGCAUUCUCGUAUCCAACAGCUAGGAAUGAUUAAAAUGAUUUCCUUGUCUUGGUUUCUUACCAUUUUCAUGAGUGUCAUGCCAUAUGAGAGUGCUGUAAAUAUUAUGGAUUGCUUCUUCUAUGAUGGGGCAAAAGUGAUAUUUCAGGUUGCACUUGCCAUACUCUCAGCUAAUCAGGAAAAAAUUCUAAACUGUCGAGAUGAUGGAGAAGCUACGCAACUGCUUGCUGAUUACUUAGAGGGCAUUUACAAUGAGGAAGGGCAAGGUGCAUUGCGGAAUAAAAAUUGGGAUCAAAGCAAGAAGAGCAUCUCAAUCCAACAACUUUUACGAGAAGCCUACUCCAAUUUUGAUGAUCUUACUGCAUCAACCAUGGAAAAAUUAAGAUUCAAGCAUAGAGUACGAGUUGUACAACAGCUGGAGGAGGGGGAAGAAAAGAAUGUUGUACGAAGUGUUGUAGGAGAUAACUUUUUUUCCACUCCAGAACUUCAUGAUUUAUUGAGUUUGGUUCGUGAUGAGUUGCUGAGUCAGCCUAUCAUUGGAGAACGAUAUGAUCCAGCACUGCUCCCUUACGAAAACUUCCAAAUUGACUUCGACCUUUUCAAAAUUAUCUUUAUGGGAAUAUCUCCGUGGGGAAAAGGAGUACAAUCUGAAUCUCUUUCUGCCCGUCUCUUCCAGCUAUUUGAUGCAAACUGUGAUUCAUAUUUGAAUUUCCGAGAGGUGACACAGGCCCUAGGUCUUACAUGCACAGCUGAUGUAUCUCACAGAUUAAUUUUGCUGUAUGUAUUACAUUUGCCUCCUCUGCUGUCAGCAAACGAUAUUCAAUCUCCUGUUUCUGGUCCUUCUGGCGCAGAGGUAGCAUCUGAGGCAACAGACUUUUUCCAUAAAAUUGAGGAAAGUGUUGAAUGUUUGGAACAAGCUAUGUCCCUUCUCAAUGAAACUCAUUUAAGCACUUCAGACCAUACAAUGCAUCGAUCAACAUCAAUAUCAAGUGCAACCUCUUUUCACAGCGACAAACCUUGGGAAGUCCGUGGUAUUGGUAGUUUAAGACUACUAAUGGAGGAAAAAGAGACUCGAAUUAAAAGCUUCCCAAAAAUGUCUCAACCUCAUUUCAUUGCUCUUUGGAAAACACUGUAUGAUAUUUUCCAAACAGAGCCUGAAGAUCAAGAAACAUAUCAUUCCAUCGCCACAAUAGGCACUCUCCUUUUACAAUUAGGUGAUGUGGGCAAAAGAUUUCAAGCUGAUCGUGAUGAAUCUUGUGAUAGCUUAGUUUCAGCAACUCUACCCACACAAGGUGCUGAGAGCCAGAUAUUGAAGGCUGCUGAUCCUAAUGGAAAUGAAAACGCAGAACCAAAGCAAGUGAAACCCAGUAUCUCUGGCGAUCCUCAGUGGGUCAUAACUUUGGAGCAAUUUUUAGCAUCUGCGCUUACAGGAAACCCAAUCACAAAUUAUUUUAGCAAGCGAAUCAAUGUUACAGAGGAAAUCAGCAAAAUAAGGAAGCGUAGGUUUGAGAGGACACAAAGCCUCACUGAAACACCACAACCCCCCUCACCCUCUGCAUAAUUUGUAAAUUAAAUAGUAUGUAUAUACCUAGGUAUUAAAAAAUUACUGCUUAUGCAUUGAGUAUUCUCAAGGUGUGUUAUAUGAGUGCCUGCAACUCAUUCUUUAUUUUUGAAGUGUGUGAAAUAUGUGUACCAGUUCUAUGUAAUACAUCACAUGAUUGAUUUAUUGAACAUACGCACAAUUUGAACUAAACUGUGGAUAAAAGUUUGGUUCUUUGUUGGAUAUGCACCAUUUUCAACACACAUGAGCAUUGCUGUGAUAUGUUAUGUGCCUUUGAUUUUUCAUACAGUUUGUGGCAAUUGUGUAUGUGAUACCUAUUGUAUUUUAAUGUUUUACAUGCAUUGGUUGCAAAUAUCUAUUUUAUCAGUUUGAUCAAUAUUGGUUCUAGACUUGAAUAUUGUUUGAUUCUGAAUUAGCUUUACAGAGAAGCAGAGUCCACUGCUAUGAAAACCUGUGCCAUCAUUGUUUUUAUUCUUCCUAUUAAUUUAGUAUUUAAGAGAUGUCGACCCCGUUCCUGAGCAGUUUCACUCAAGUACAGGACGACUAUAUAUUUCAGCCUUGCGAUAAGUAUUUUAAUUUAUUCCCUGUCGAGUAUGUGUAUAUCAAUAUGACCUCUCUAAGAAUGAUCACAUUCUGUCUCUCAGGCUUUAGGAAUUAACCGUCCAUGUCCUAGCCCUAUUGACAGAUUUAGAAGAGUUGUUGAGCAAUUAUGUCUUCCAGAGCUCUUUAAAUUCUCGCAACAAUGCAUUUCUAAAUUAUGUAGUUGUAAGGCUUUGUACAUUCCAUUAGUCCAUGUGGAAGCAGGGACCCGUAACGAAAAGAUUUGUUAUUUUAGUUUGUUGACAAUAUCUCAUAAACGGAUUGACAUAUCGUCCAUCGCAGGUGCUUGUUGAAUAGUUGAAAUUGUGUUCGAAUUUCGUUACGAAAUUACCCAACAAAAUUGGGAGGCCCCUUCUGCCCUUAAAUGGAUUUCGGUACAAAAGUAAAGAAACUAAACUAAUUUUGUAACAAAAUUCAUUUUUGACCAGAAGGAGCCAUCAGACUGUGUUGGGUCAUUUUGUGACGAAAUUCGAGCACUAUCUGAGCUUUCCAACUGGCAUUUAAGUAUUGCUUUAUCUCAAACAGUUUACAUGAUAUUGCCGAAAAACUGAAAUAACGAAUCUUUUGUUACGGGUCCCUGUAUGGAAGUACACAUAAAUCUCAACUAGUAUAAGCUGAAUGUUACAUUGUUACAUUUGUAAUUUGUACGGAAAAAUAUUCACGGUUCCUUCCAUUACAAUAUACAAUUAUGAACAGUAUUGUUAUUCUCUAAUAAUUACUGAAUUUUGUCAAUUUUAGUAUGACUGCAGGGGGCAAUUAAAAGUGAUUGGUACAAAA